GCAAGAACGCAAGGACUUAGACUUAGGUAACCAGUGCACUCUCACAGUCUCACCAAUGACUGACAGUCACACUGUGCUCCCACGCGGGCCAGCUGAGAAAGGUACAUAGAAAGCACGCCAGGUCGACGGAGCCGGAGACUGCGACUUCGCCACAAACGGGCAAAGUGUGUACCUACGCCCCGCCGAGCGAACCCCUCGCACGUCAUUGUUGCUAACACCUCAACCCGCCGUCACGACUACACUAGUUGAGCACCUUAGGUCAGUCCGUUCCUCGGUGCUUCCAAUUCCAAAGUCGACAGCCGGAGGAGGCACUGAAAGGGGAAAUCGUUGCCAUUCAGGUCUCGUGAGAGAAGCUUCGGUAGUUUUGUCACUAACCUCUGGGCAUGCCUCGCUCGACCUCACGGUAGUUUGAGCCAGUCCUUAGCUGAUCUGGUGGAGCAAGAGACGGACAAUCCUGGUAUGUAUGUGGCAUGAGGCGGUCAAGACUCAACGCUCGCUAAACGACGCGGAUCAAGCCUGAGAAAUCUGCGGUGGAUGACAUGACAUCAAUUUAGGAAAAGCACAAUGCAACUCGACAGGCACUCUACCAUUCAGCCAACUUCAACUCGGCAGUGACUUCCUAUUGCUCCUUGCACCGUGCAGAACCCUACCUUCCUUGCUGCAGCGUCUGCACAUUAUGAAGUGGUGUGAGCAAUCCGCAACCGUGCUAGCAACAUGUCGCACACUAGUGGUGCUGUGUAUGCUUGUAGCCUGCGCUGACGUUACAUUAGCCCGGGACUGCAACAUGAUUUCGCAAGGCUGUUCUUGGCGUACGAACAUCCUGGUGGUGAAGAAAGGGUGUGUGCCGAUGCGCCGUUUCCAGUUAUCCUACCAGGAUGUCGUCUUUGAGCGUAUCAACGCCACCGGACUGGACACCGCAAACCCGGAGGAGUGUCUCCUCCGCUGCCAAGAGCUUAGCGCACGCAACGACUGGGCCGCGCUGCACACGGAGACGUGCUGGUGUAGCGAUAGCCGUAGUGUUCGGGAGGCCGAUGCGCCCACGUUUGACUACCACUUGGAGCUGUGUCAGCCCAUGGAUAGGUGCGAGCGUGGUGAUCGCUUCUGGUGCGGCGCGCGUGCUGGAUUCUACACCUUCAACCAUACUCUCCAAGACACAGAGCCCUACCUGCGGUCGCAGUCCGCCAUCGUGCAGGUGAACGGCACGGAGCGCACCGGUCAGAGGGCGGACAUCGGCAUGGGAACACCAGUCACACUGACAUGCCAGCUGCCAUCACCUCCAGUCGCCGGCGUCGACUAUCACUGGACUGUUGACGGAGUGCCACUAGGAGAACUACUAAACUCUUCUCGCUGUCAGGAGUUUGCAGAUUCACCCACGGUGCCAAUCGUGACCGAGGCAGAUGGCGGUGCGGUGUUGCAAAUUGCGUCAUUCUCUUCUUGUCUGACUGGUGUAUACAAGUGCAUGGUGAAAUCACAGGUUAUCUGCAGCUCCAGCUUUGGCUGUGCGCAGGCCGCUUCCAUGCUGCUGCUCGCAGUCAAUGUUCCCGGCAAGUCUGCAAUGCCGAUUGCCAUCCUGGUCGGCGUGAUCGUGGGUGCAGCACUGGGCAUGCUGCUGUUAUUGCUGGCACUGCUACUGGUGCGUCGUGCUACACGCCGUUGGGAUCCAUCCACCACCGGACCCGCUCACAGGGAGGCCGCUGCCAGUGCUGGUGAUGGUGGUGGGAACAGUAGCGGCAAGUCCACAUCGACGGAGGGAUUGGCCGUAAUGCAGACUGAGGGUGAUGCCGGUGCAAGGACGGGUGCGCAGAAGAAAUCGUUUCGGCAGCGAAUCCUAUCGUUGGAGUCUCUCCGUCACUUUCAAAAAGAGUUACAUCCAUCAAGCAACCAUGAUGACAGCGGCAAAGGUGAUCCCCACUACGAUCAGACCAGUGACGAGACCGACAUAAAACACGGCAAGAAGAAGAAGAAGAAAGUGAAGGCACGAGAACUCGAGAUGCCUAUGCCUGUCGGUGACCAGGGUGGUGUGACGUUGGCGCCACCAAAGCCCCUGCGCAAGGGCAAGACAGCCGAUCAGGACGUACCGCCGGGGUACUCGGCAGUGGGAAUGUCACAACCUGCGUCCACGACGCUGACAACAACGCAACACCAGGUCCCGGACCAGGAUCAUAACCCCAAUGCCAACGCGUACGCGAUCAGCAGCGUGAAAAGCCGCCAGGGUACGAUCAGUGACCAGUAUUCGGUCAUUCAAAAGAAUCCGUCCGCAGAGGCAGACGUCGCAGAGCCCCCGGCGGAGCAGGAGUCGCCGGGACAACCGUUGCCCGAGCAAUACCCUGAGAGCAAGCGUCUCAACUACAUCGAUAUCGAGUUGACACCAACACCACGCGCCGACAAGACCGCCGAGGAGGGGAUACUGGCGUCGCCAAGCAAACAGCAGGUGUGCUACUCGGCACUCAUCCCCGAAGCUCAUCUGAAGGGCGUGCGGCGAGGCAGCGAUGGUUUGGUUCGCGGCAACUAGGGGCAAGCACAUGCAACACUGGCACACACACACACACACACAGUCAGAGUACAGUACUAUUGGAUGAUGAAGAACCGGGGGUCAGCCUCCUAGCCGGCCUAGGCCGUUCUUAUUUUCAUGUACUGUAGGCUAUGCGCAGGUGAGUCACCGUGUAUACAUUGGUAUGUUGUGCUUGGUGAAACCCCAGCCCGUUCGUUCUUCGGCACUCUGUUCUUCGGAACUCCACCGUACUGGUACAGUAUCGUCAGCAUAGCCCGCAUCUCUAAGUCUUUGUUGACAGCUGCUCGGCUAUGCUUGGCACCAACUCCAUGCCCUGGUACUGACAUACAGACACGAGAAAAAAAACUCAAUGAAGACGACGCGAGUUUGCAGUGGAAAUCAGUAUUAGCAUUAUGGUACAGCCUACCACUAAUGGGCUCACAAUUCAAGAAUUUCGCUCUCGAGCUUUGCUGACUCCUGCUUUGCUCACAUAGUCUACAGGCCGAAAAAGCCCCAAAAAUGGUUCAGUUCUGUUCCCGUUUCGGGCGUACCAAGGUUUGACAGGAAUACCUCACACCUUAGGCCAUAUUUCUAACAUGGUACUUUCCAGAGGUUGGUCCCUGGAAGAACUGCCCCCCCCCCCCCAUCCAUGUCCCCGAUUGACCUGAAUGGGGCUAUGUAAAUCUAGAAUGUGUGUGUCACUGCACACUAAUGGGAAAAGUCAAAUCAGCUGCAACUCACAGUGCUGCACAACUAUCCACUGAAACACAUGACUGUAUUCUACCCGUACGGCACUAUUCUAUGCAUUGAUUCCUUCAUGAUGAUUCCUAUCUAAUGUUUUCUUCUAAAACAACCUGGACAAUAGCAAAUUGAGUUUCCAUGCGUUAUUAGCAUUUUCCUUUAGCAUUGACAUGAGAUGAGCAAGAGCAUAAUGCUCAUUAGUUAUUAUCUGGACCGUGGCUUGGCCGACUCGGACUCGCUCUGCAGAAACGGCCUCAUUUA
Molecule: messenger RNA, 3493 nt
Organism: Sycon ciliatum
Lineage: Eukaryota; Metazoa; Porifera; Calcarea; Leucosolenida; Sycettidae
Exons: 6
Coding region: 677-2512 (611 amino acids)
Source: RefSeq, a predicted model, not a curated record